Penicillium pulvis is the source of this 972-nucleotide messenger RNA. RefSeq names its product Rab family GTPase. The record is from RefSeq and is a predicted model, not a curated record. The coding region runs from base 1 to 972 and encodes 323 amino acids. The transcript is spliced from 2 exons. Gene Ontology annotation, cellular component: endomembrane system. Gene Ontology annotation, molecular function: GTPase activity; GTP binding. Lineage: Eukaryota; Fungi; Ascomycota; Eurotiomycetes; Eurotiales; Aspergillaceae. Gene Ontology annotation, biological process: intracellular protein transport.
AUGAGCUCCUCCCUCGAGGCUAAAAUCGUCGUACUAGGCGCACAAGGCGUCGGAAAAACCUCCCUGGUCCACCGCUACGUCCGCAACGCCUUUAACCCAAGCACAACAACAUCCACCGUCGGCGCCUCCUUCGUGACAAAACGCGUCUUAGACACAACAUCCGACACGACUGUUCGUCUCCAGAUCUGGGAUACAGCAGGCCAGGAACGAUUCCGCAGUAUUUCGCGACUUUACUACCGUGGCGCGCACGCGUGUCUUCUCUGCUAUGACAUCACCGAUGAAAACUCCUUCCAAGAGAUGGCAGGCUGGUUACGCGAGUUGAGGAAGAACCUAGGAUCAGAAGGCGACGAUGAUAAUCCUCCGCUAGUUAUCCAUGUUGUCGGGACGAAGUCCGACAUCGUCGCUAUGGAGCCGAGUAAACGGAGGGUUCCGUUUGAGAGAACGAUCGCAUACGUCGCUGAACAGCUUUAUCCUUCUCGCGCGUCGACGCCACCUCCUACCGCUAGUUUGGGUAUGGGGCUUGGGUUUGGCGCCGGCGUUUUUGGUGGCGCAAACGCCGGGGGAGGGGGUAGUGUGGGGAGUGUGGCUGGGAUGUCGACGGGCGCGUUACAGAGCCCCGAUAGUAAACGCAGUUCGGCGUUCUGGGGACAGGAAAUCGGUUGGGAUUGUUGUCAUGAGAUCUCGGCUAAGGAUGGAGAGGGUAUUGAAGAAGUUUUUCGGGUUAUUACGCGGAAGUUGGUUGAGCAGCGGAAUAAGCGUGAUGCCGAUGCUGCUUUGAGUGCGGCUGGCACUCCUGGUCUUGGGAUUGGUGUAAGUCCUUACACGCCUGGCAGUAUGGAUGGGAACGCCAGCUUUCGGCUUGGGUAUGGGGAUAAGAGGCGGAGUUGGUUGGGGCUUUCGACGCCUAAUGUUGGGGAGGUGGAGGAGGUGCAGGUCAUGCAGACGGCUCAACGGAAGGGACGGUGCUGCUGA